Molecule: messenger RNA, 5644 nt
Organism: Formica exsecta
Lineage: Eukaryota; Metazoa; Arthropoda; Insecta; Hymenoptera; Formicidae
Gene: slo
Product: calcium-activated potassium channel slowpoke
Exons: 28
Coding region: 1297-4782 (1161 amino acids)
Biological process (GO): potassium ion transport; transmembrane transport
Cellular component (GO): postsynaptic membrane
Molecular function (GO): large conductance calcium-activated potassium channel activity
Source: RefSeq, a predicted model, not a curated record
UAUUGAUUGCCGCGGAGCAGUGGUAUGGUCGUCGGGACACUCGGUCGUCCUCGUCGUCGUCGUCGUCGUCGUCGCCGUCGGUGGUGCUCAGCCGAUUAGGUUAAGAGGAGCAGGCGCGCGCGGAUCGCAGAUAGAGAGGAAUAGUCGUCGUCCGCGUCGUCGUCGCGCGUUCUCGCUCGCGUUUCGUCGCGUACGCGAUCGCGAACCGCGUUUACAUUCACACCGUACAUGCAUAAUACUUAUAUAUUAUAAAUAGAGAGAAAUUAAAAUAUAUAUAUGUGUAUACAUAUAUAAAUAUAUACGAGAGAAUAUAAAAGCGCGGAGAGAACGGAAGUAUCUGUCGCGUACUUAUGUAUUUAAAGCGCGCGUAGUGUAACACGCGGUAGUGGUGUCAGUGGAUUGUUUUUCCUCUUGUUUUCUGUUGCUCCAGAUUCUCUUUCUCGGGACUGAGACCGAUACUUGCGAGACAUCAGCGGCGGCGGCGGCAGCAGCUGCCGCCGAACGUGGUGCGAACAAAUCGCGGUGCAAUUUCUCGCCACCAGGACGAAACGUGACGGAAUCGCGGUUGUUCUUACGCUUGGCUACGAGAAAACGAAGCGGAGCGCGUUCGCCAAGGACAAGGACACCGAAUUUGGAUCGGUGGUGCUUGCGUAUCCAACGAAAACAUCGAUACACGUUCGUAUUGGAGUAGAUUAGUGCAGAAUAGCGAAUCCUCGAUCGGACAGUGCGUCGCCAGGACGACAGUGAUCGAGUGGUCUCUGAUAGAAGGCGUUUACGAGCGAGGGAAGAAGCAUUUUCGGAGCAAGUAGAUAGAGACGUAUAUAGGAGGAUCGAAGAAACGAGGGUAAGAGGGACAGAAAGAGAGAGUGUGUGUAUUAAAAAAGAGAUAUAAAAAAGAAGAGUGCGAGUGUGUCUGUGCGCGCGUGUGUGUGAGAGAGAGAAAGAGAGAGAGAGAGAGAGAGGGUGAGAGUACGCGUGAGAGGGAGUAGAGGGAGAGAGACGAAAGCAAUUUUGGGGCGCCAGCGGGUGUGCGUGAUAGGAGAGGAGGAAAAGAGAUAGAAAAAGAGAUCUCGGUGAUUCUCCAGUUAACGCGCGCUGACAAAAUCUCGUGGUUGGCGGCAUCGCGAGGACGCGGAAGCGGGCCGUUGACGGGGUUCUUGUGGCGCGUCGCGCAUCCCCGAAGGCGGCGCGAAAUUAUGAAGCGCAUAAAGUGCGCCCUACUGGCCGUCGCAGCUGCCGCUGAUUGUGAUAGCCGCCGGUGAAUGUGUGACCCGGGGGCAGCAGAGAUCCGCCGGGAUGACGACCGAAGGGACGACCGAGCAGCCCCCGGACGACUGUCUCAAGGAGCGGAAAUGGUGGUGCUUCCUGCUGUCGAGCAUCUUCACCUUCCUUGCCGGGCUGCUGAUCGUGCUCCUCUGGCGUGCGUUCGCCUUCCUCUGCUGUCGCAAGGAGCCCGAGCUAUCUCCAAAUGACCCGAAGCAGAAGGAGGCAAAGACGGCCCGCCAGGGCAAGGAGUUCGAGGGGACUUUUAUGACCGAGGCCAAGGACUGGGCCGGCGAACUGAUUUCUGGACAGACCACCACUGGACGUAUCUUGGUGGUGUUAGUUUUCAUUCUCAGUAUAGCAUCGCUUAUAAUAUACUUCAUCGAUGCCUCCAGCGAAGAGGUGGAGCGUUGCCAGAAGUGGAGCAACAACAUUACUCAGCAGAUAGACUUAGCUUUCAAUAUAUUUUUUAUGGUCUACUUUUUUAUACGCUUUAUCGCCGCCAGUGACAAGCUGUGGUUCAUGCUGGAGAUGUAUUCGUUCGUGGACUACUUUACGAUACCACCGUCCUUUGUGUCGAUAUAUCUCGAUCGGACGUGGAUCGGACUGAGGUUCCUCCGAGCCCUACGACUGAUGACGGUCCCUGACAUCCUCCAGUACCUCAACAUUCUAAAGACAUCGAGUUCUAUUCGUCUCGCCCAACUCGUAUCCAUCUUCAUCUCCGUCUGGUUGACCGCUGCUGGUAUCAUUCAUUUGCUUGAAAAUUCAGGGGACCCUUUCGAGUUCUCGAACCCGCAACAGCUUUCGUACUGGACCUGUGUGUACUUUCUGAUCGUGACGAUGUCCACGGUAGGAUAUGGCGACGUUUACUGCCAGACGGUUCUCGGCCGCACAUUCCUAGUAUUUUUUCUACUCGUCGGUUUGGCAAUUUUUGCUAGUAGCAUACCCGAGAUAAUAGACCUCGUAGGCAGUAGGUCCAAGUACAGCGGCGAAUACAAGCGGGAGCAUGGAAAGAGACAUAUUGUUGUGUGCGGCCACAUCACCUACGAAUCGGUCUCGCAUUUCCUCAAGGAUUUCCUACACGAGGAUCGCGAGGACGUCGACGUAGAAGUUGUCUUCUUGCAUAGGAAACCGCCUGAUCUCGAACUGGAAGGACUAUUCAAGCGGCACUUCACCACCGUGGAGUUCUUUCAGGGAACCAUCAUGAACCCGAUUGAUCUACAGCGGGUUAAGGUACAUGAAGCGGACGCGUGUUUGGUACUGGCGAACAAAUACUGCCAGGAUCCAGACGCGGAAGACGCGGCGAACAUUAUGCGCGUCAUCUCCAUCAAGAACUACUCGGAUGACAUUCGCGUUAUCAUUCAAUUAAUGCAGUAUCACAACAAGGCCUACUUACUAAACAUUCCAUCGUGGGAUUGGAAGCAGGGUGACGAUGUCAUAUGCUUGGCGGAAUUGAAACUAGGUUUCAUCGCGCAAUCCUGCCUGGCGCCUGGUUUCAGCACAAUGAUGGCCAAUCUCUUCGCGAUGCGUUCUUUUAAGACGUCGCCCGAUAUGCAGGCUUGGCAGAAUGACUACCUGCGUGGAACCGGAAUGGAGAUGUACACCGAGACACUGAGCCCUACCUUCAUUGGAAUGCCCUUUGCGAAAGCUACUGAGUUGUGCUUCACAAAACUGAAGCUUUUACUACUGGCCAUCGAGAUAAAGGGCGAAGGAGGCUCCGACAGUAAAAUCUCGAUUAAUCCACGUGGUGCCAAGAUCGCUGCAAAUACUCAGGGAUUCUUCAUUGCUCAAUCUGCUGACGAAGUAAAACGGGCGUGGUUCUAUUGCAAAGCAUGCCACGAUGAAAUUAAAGACGAGACUCUGAUCAAGAAGUGCAAGUGCAAAAAUUUGGGGCAUCAGCAGCGUUCCUGGGGCCGGGACUUAGUGGCCACAUUCCGGAAAGGCGUGCGAGCUGUUCAGAUGGUUGGAAGAGCAAGCGAAGACCUCUUGUACACAAACGACCACCAUCCUCCCCCCACAUUCACUCCGCCAGAACUGCCCAAGAUGGUUCACGUAAGAGGUGAGAUCAGCCGCGAACGAGACGAUCCAAGUGCCAUGAGAAAUCAUCGGAACUCCGUCGGGAUGACUAUGAUGAAUUCGACAAAGCAGGUUAACAAGGUGAAACCGAACGUGAAUCGAGCGACGAAUGACAGUUUGUCCAGCCCGAAUCAGCCGUAUAAUCAGAGAUCGCAAGAGGAGUCCGCAUACGCUGGCUACCAUCUCGCCUACGAAGUCAAAAAGCUCAUGCCAACGAGCAGAGCCUCGGGUGGCACGAACGUCAAUAACAAUGGUGGUCUUCAAGUCGGGAUCGCUGACGAUCAAGCGAAAGAUUUCGAUUUCGAGAAGACCGAGAUGAAAUACGACUCGACGGGGAUGUUCCAUUGGAGUCCCUCUCGCAACCUCGAAGACUGCAUACUGGAUCGUAACCAGGCGGCGAUGACAGUCCUCAAUGGACACGUUGUCGUCUGCCUGUUCGCCGAUCCCGACUCGCCUCUUAUCGGACUGAGAAACCUUGUCAUGCCAUUACGAGCUUCCAAUUUUCAUUACCACGAGCUUAAACACGUAGUGAUAGUCGGAUCGGUGGACUACAUACGCCGCGAGUGGAAAAUGUUGCAGAAUCUACCGAAGAUAUCGGUUCUAAAUGGUUCGCCAUUAAGUAGAGCCGAUUUACGUGCCGUUAACGUGAAUCUAUGUGACAUGUGUUGCAUCCUGUCGGCAAAAGUGCCUAGCAAUGAUGACCCCACCCUCGCCGACAAGGAGGCCAUCCUCGCGUCCCUCAAUAUCAAGGCUAUGACUUUCGACGAUACAAUCGGCGUGCUUAGCCAAGUUGGCAGCCCAAUCGUUUUGCAGCGGCGGGGAUCCGUUUACGGAGCAAAUGUGCCAAUGAUUACAGAACUUGUAAAUGAUAGCAACGUGCAGUUCCUUGACCAGGACGACGACGAUGACCCGGACACGGAACUCUACCUCACACAACCAUUCGCCUGCGGCACUGCCUUCGCAGUCAGUGUAUUGGAUUCUCUCAUGUCGACGACAUACUUCAAUCAAAAUGCGCUGACUCUGAUUCGGUCACUGAUCACCGGUGGAGCUACACCCGAGUUGGAAUUGAUCUUGGCUGAAGGGGCAGGUUUAAGGGGAGGUUACAGUACGGCAGAUAGCCUGUCCAAUAGAGAUCGGUGUCGUGUUGGUCAGAUCGCGUUGUACGACGGGCCAUUGGCUCAGUAUGGCGAGGGAGGCAAGUACGGUGACCUCUUUGUCGCAGCAUUAAAGUCGUACGGAAUGCUGUGCAUUGGUCUGUACAGGUACAGGUUUCGAGACACUAGCUCGUCGUGCGACGCCUCUUCCAAACGAUACGUGAUCACAAAUCCACCCGAUGACUUCACAUUAUUACCCACAGAUCAGGUUUUCGUGCUGAUGCAGUUCGAUCCGGGUCUUGAAUAUAGACCGAGCAGAGGUGCCCGAGGCAAGGACGACUCCUCCUGAUUGUUGCUGUGUAGCGCCCUCACCGACGGACCAUAUUCCUACAUCUAAUCAUGCGUUAGAAAUCAUUGUGCCGCCCGUCGUCCCUGUAACUGUCUCAUCUUCGUCGAGGAACACCAUCGUCGUAUGAUAUCGCGCAUCAUCAAUGAGUUAUUACCGUUCGCAAAAAGCAGUGAAUUGCAGUCGUAUUAAUUUUUUUUUUCCGAUUCAUCGAUAUAUACAAUGACAAUAGGAAUAUUAUUCAAGCUUCUCGAGGAUCGAUCACUUCUCGAGGAUUUCGUUUUACUUUGUUUGCCGUGUAAUGCGAUUGUUUUUAUCGAAUCGUCGAAUAUCUCGGAAAUUGAUGCGCGAUCUGGUGGACAAAGACUCGGGAGCCUAACAAACGAGUAUUAUAUCGAAGUGAGAGGACGAGGAGAAUAGAAUAAAGAGAAUAUGCGAGGGGAAGAGGACGCAAAGGGACAACGGAAAGUGGCAUAAUGCUGUGCGGUCUGAGGGUAGCUACACGUCUCUCUUUCUUUAUUCGAGCUAACAUAAGAAUAAUCGUCUUCGCCCGAAGACGAUGCUGUCAGGACUGAAUGAAACAUUUCGCAAAGCGUAAUCACUGUGUUAUCAAACUCCCAUCGGCCCUCCUCAACCGGGAACGAGGAAAGUGGACGGUGGGGGAGGGAAUGGGGAUAUAGCUUAAAGUUUUAGCACGUGGCUUAGCCUCGAUGGGCGCUGUGGAAUUGCAGUAUCCUGUGCGCGGUGGAAACGAAAGAACACUUGCCGUCGUAGUAUAAUUCAUCUCGGCUCGUGUUAAUGUAUAUAAUACGCAUCUAAAAGAACACCGUUGUUCAACGAGCGAGCUGUGAGAAGGCGACGAGGG